Messenger RNA from Clonostachys rhizophaga, 300 nucleotides. The record is from the annotation of a GenBank genome assembly. NCBI's taxonomy places the organism in Eukaryota, Fungi, Ascomycota, Sordariomycetes, Hypocreales, Bionectriaceae.
AUGAAGUUUCUCUUUGUCAAGUCCGGAAGGGGGAUACACUACGCCGCAUCGAUAGGCAACAAGAGCUUGACACUGGCACUUGUCCGCACUCCUCCAUACUGCCGUGACCUAGGCCACAUUGACGUCACUAUGGCACUCAGUAUCGCCAGCUUCUACGAAAAAUGGAAUGUGGCAAAAAUGCUCAACGACGGAGUCCCUCUCGAUUCCCCUGGCAUAUGCAACACGCUUCACUGUGCGGCUCUGCAUGGCCGCUGCGACAUCCCGGAGACACUCACUGCUGCAACAACAUCCCUGUUCUAA